Molecule: messenger RNA, 819 nt
Organism: Fusarium pseudograminearum CS3096
Lineage: Eukaryota; Fungi; Ascomycota; Sordariomycetes; Hypocreales; Nectriaceae
Exons: 2
Coding region: 1-819 (272 amino acids)
Source: RefSeq, a predicted model, not a curated record
AUGGCGCCUGCUUCGCACUCAGAUACCUACAGCGCUGCUGUCGAAUACGCAGCUAAAAGGGGUAUCAAUGCCUUAGCCAGACGCGAUCUCCAGAACCCAAACCACACACAGCAAGUCACUUUGGGUAUCAUCGGUGUCUAUGUCGUCGUUAUUGCUAUUCUGUGGAACGUUCCUUAUGUCCGCAUGGUCCUCUGGCCAUUCAAGAUGCUGGUCAUUGCCUUUCACGAGUUUGGUCACGCCAUUACCGUCCUUUUCACCGGAGGCCGCGUCAAGUCUAUCAGUCUUGACCCCAACGAAGGCGGAGUAACUCACCAUAUCGGUGGCGCAAGCGCUAUUGUUCUACCUGCUGGCUAUCUAGGCUCAUCCAUCAUCGGUGCUCUGCUCACCUUCUGCGGCUUCAACAUCGUUGCCAGCAAAGUAGCCAGCAUUGUUCUUGGCGUCUGCUUCCUCCUAACCCUCUGGUGGGGAAAGCGUGAUUGGCUCACCAUUCUCACUGUUCUCUUGGCUGUUGGACUUCUCAUUGCCUGCUGGUUCAUCAAACACGCCGAGGCCUUGCGUUUUGUCGUUCUCUUCAUCGGCGUCAUGUCUUCGCUCUACAGCAUUUGGGAUAUCUGCGAUGAUCUGAUUCUUCGGAAAGUCAACGAGUCUGACGCCAGCGUGUUUGCAAAGCGAUAUGGUGGCUCAUCUCAGUGCUGGGGUGUCAUCUGGUCCAUCAUCUCGAUUCUUUUCAUGGCUGCUGGUAUUGUCGCCGGCUUGGCAGUAUUUUCGCAGUCAUUUGAGCAGCAACAGAAGGACUCGCAAAAGUUCAUUCCUACCUAG